CAGCGGCGGGGCGGAGGGCGAGCGCCCGGCUCGGCUCCCUCUGCCUUCCCCGGAGAGUUUCCCCGGCGGGGGCGGCCGCUGCCCUGGGCGCUGCCGGCGCUUCCCCCGCUCGGGGCUGCCGCGUUCCGCCACGGGAGGGGAGCGACCGCGCGAAUCGGUUUCUCUCUGUAUCCGGCCCCGGGCAGAGGCGGCGGCCGUAGCGGGGAGGAGGGGGAAAGAGCGGCUGCGGCAGCGGGCUCCCCUCGCCGCCCAGGUGCCGCGGGAGCGAGGCUGCCCGAGGCGCGGCUGAAGCGGUUGCGUCCCCCCAACCCCGUCCCUCCAUCCUCGGAGCCGCGCGGUCUCAGCUGCCAAAUGUGCGGACGGGAGAGACUUUUGCUCAAAAUCCCCAGCUCGUAAAUACCCAGAAAGCGGAAGGAGAGGCACCGCCGAGCAGCUGCGGGAGGAGGGGAGGGGGGCGGCAGCGCGGUUCCUGCCGUAGCCGGCAGGCUGAUGGCGGAGUUGGGCAGCGGCGGCGGCACCGGGGGGAUCCCGCCGUCCCCGGGGCCGGGGCAGGGCAAGGUGGCCUUCAAGGCAGGAGACGGAGAAGGAGGAGGAGGAGGAGGCGGCGGCGGGAAAUCCCGCUUUGACAGCGCCGGCAGCCGCGUCUCCAACGGGGACUGUGCCCUGGCGGGUGCGGAGCUGGGGUCGGCUCCCAGCCCGGAGAGCGGCACCAGGGAGAAAGGCUGUUCCACCGGCCAGCAGCGAGAAGGCAAACCCGGCAUCCCCCGCAGGAGCAGCAUAAUUAAGGAUGGUACGAAACAAAAGCGAGAACGAAAAAAGACCGUGUCGUUUAGCAGUAUGCCAACUGAGAAGAAGAUCAGCAGUGCAAGUGACUGUAUAAAUGCGAUGGUUGAAGGCUCUGAGCUCAAAAAGAUUCGAUCCAACUCUAGGGUGUACCACCGAUAUUUUCUUCUCGAUGCAGAUAUGCAGUCUCUACGCUGGGAGCCUUCAAAAAAGGAUUCUGAAAAAGCAAAGAUUGAUAUUAAAUCAAUCAAAGAAGUAAGAACAGGAAAAAAUACAGAUAUUUUUCGCAGCAAUGGAAUAUAUGACCAGAUAUCAGAAGACUGUGCAUUUUCAAUUAUAUAUGGAGAGAACUAUGAGUCACUAGAUCUUGUUGCUAACUCAGCAGACAUUGCAAAUAUUUGGGUUACUGGCUUAAGAUACCUGAUUUCUUAUGGAAAACAUACUUUGGAUAUGAUAGAAAGUACUCAAGAUAAUAUGCGGACUUCAUGGCUUUCACAAAUGUUCAGUGAAUCAGAUGUAGAUAAUUUGGGACAUAUACCCUUGUGUGAUGCUGUACAGUUUAUAAAAGACUUGAAUCCUGGUUUAAAGACUAAUAAAAUUGAACUAAAAUUCAAGGAGUUACAUAGAUCUAAGGAAAAAACUGGUACUGAAGUAACAAAAGAAGAGUUUAUUGAAGUUUUUCAUGAGCUUUGUACCAGACCUGAAAUCUAUUUCCUGUUGGUUCAGUUUUCAAGCAAUAAAGAAUUUCUAGAUACCAAGGACCUCAUGAUGUUUUUGGAAGCCGAACAGGGCAUGGCACAUGUCACAGAAGAAAUAAGCCUUGAAAUAAUUCAGAAAUACGAGCCAGCCAAAGAGGGCCAGGAAAAAGGUUGUCUUUCUAUAGAUGGAUUUACAAAUUACCUUACUUCACCAGACUGCCACAUAUUUGAUCCAGAACAUAAAAAAGUUUGUCAAGAUAUGAAACAACCUUUAUCUCAUUAUUUUAUAAAUUCAUCUCAUAACACGUACUUGAUAGAGGAUCAGUUUCGAGGACCUUCUGACAUCACAGGUUACAUUCGUGCUCUUAAAAUGGGUUGUCGAAGUGUUGAAUUGGAUGUGUGGGAUGGCCCGGAUAAUGAGCCUGUGAUUUACACAGGGCACACAAUGACAUCGCAGAUUGUCUUCCGUAGUGUGAUUGACAUUAUUAACAAGUAUGCAUUUUUUGCUUCAGAAUACCCUCUUAUUUUGUGUUUAGAAAAUCAUUGUUCUAUUAAGCAGCAGAAAGUGAUGGUACAGCACAUGAAGAAAAUUUUGGGGGACAAGCUACAUACACAGUCUCCAAACAUUGAAGAGUCUUAUCUUCCAUCACCAGAAUCACUUAAAGGGAAAAUACUAAUUAAAGCAAAGAAGCUUUCCUCUAAUUGUUCUGGACUAGAGGGAGAUGUUACAGAUGAAGAUGAAGGAGCAGAGAUGUCACAGAGAGUAGGGAAAGAGGGAGUAGAUCAGCAAAACUCGAUGACAGGGAAACGAUUUCAGCUCUGCAAAGAACUCUCCGAGCUGGUAAGCAUAUGUAAGUCAGUUCAGUUCAAAGAGUUUCAAGUUUCAUUUCAGCUCCAGAAGUAUUGGGAAGUGUGCUCAUUUAAUGAAGUGCUUGCUAGCAAAUAUGCCAAUGAAAACCCAGGGGACUUUGUAAAUUAUAACAAACGUUUUCUUGCCAGAGUUUUUCCCAGUCCUAUGAGGAUUGACUCUAGUAAUAUGAAUCCCCAGGACUUUUGGAAGUGUGGUUGUCAGAUAGUAGCAAUGAACUUUCAGACGCCUGGCUUAAUGAUGGAUCUUAACAUAGGUUGGUUUCGACAAAAUGGAAACUGUGGCUAUGUCCUUCGUCCUGCUAUCAUGAGAGAAGAAGUAUCCUUCUUUAGCGCAAAUACGAAAGACACCGUGCCUGGAGUUUCACCUCAGCUGCUUCAUAUUAAAAUCAUUAGUGGGCAAAAUUUUCCUAAACCCAAAGGAUCGGGUGCCAAAGGUGAUGUUGUGGAUCCUUAUGUCUAUGUUGAAAUACACGGAAUCCCUGCUGACUGUGCAGAGCAAAGGACGAAAACUAUGUAUCAGAAUGGGGAUAAUCCAAUUUUUGAUGAAAGUUUUGAAUUUCAAAUAAAUUUACCAGAACUAGCUAUGGUGCGUUUUGUAGUACUAGAUGAUGAUUACAUUGGGGAUGAGUUUAUCGGGCAAUACACUAUUCCCUUUGAGUGUCUACAGACUGGUUAUCGGCAUGUUCCUCUGCAGUCUUUAACUGGCGAAAUUUUAGCACAUGCUUCCUUGUUUGUGCAUGUGGCCAUUACUAAUCGAAGGGGUGGUGGGAAACCUCAUAAGCGGGGCCUGUCUGUGAGGAAGGGCAAGAAAUCAAGGGAAUAUGCUUCUAUGAGAACAUUAUGGAUUAAAACAAUAGAUGAAGUAUUCAAGAAUGCUCUCCAACCUAUUCGAGAUGCUACGGAUUUAAGAGAAAAUAUGCAGAAUGCAGUAGUUUCAUUCAAAGAAUUAUGUGGCCUCUCUCCUGUAGCAAAUCUUAUGCAGUGCAUUUUGGCAGUGUCUACGCGCUUGGUUGGGCCUGAUAAUACACCCUUGGUAGUACUGAAUCUCAAUGAUCAGUAUCCCUCUAUGGAGCUCCAAGGGAUUGUUCCAGAGGUCUUGAAGAAGAUUGUAACAGCGUAUGACAUGAUGAUUCAGACCAUCAGGACUCUAGUUGAAAAUACAGAUAGCUUAUACGAGAAGAUAGUACAGUGUCAGAAAGCAGCAAUGGAGUUUCAUGAAAACCUGCACAAUAUAGGAGCACGAGAAGGCUUAAAAGAGAGAAAACUGCAAAAAUCAGUAGAAAGUUUUACGUGGAACAUUACAAUUUUAAAGGGACAAGCUGAUCUUCUCAAAUAUGCUAAAAAUGAAGCACUGGAGAAUCUGAAACAAAUCCAUUAUGCCACUCUUUCAUGUGGACUCAAUAAGCCAGGCACUGAAAAUGCAGAAAUCUCAAAACCCCGUCGAAGUCUGGAGGUCAUACCUGAAAAAGCAGGUGAUGAAAAUGGAGAAUGAGAGAAUGCUCCUCUCGUAAUUAUAGAGUUUAUAACUCUGUGACCAAUUGUAGCUGCAUAGGACAUUUGCUUUGCACUUACUGUUGGAAGAUAUUUGGAAUUUUUAAAGCACAACUGGAGAAGCUGAUUACAGUCUGUUGAAACUGUGAAUGUAUGUAGCAACUCUGCUUGUGAAGGCAAUGAUAUUGUGUAACAUGGAAAUUGCAUUACUGGCCAAAAUACAGUAUAUAUGUAAAAGAUAGUGUGAUUAUAGCGUGCUGAGAGGUUCAUUGCAGUGCCAUAGGAAAAUGAACAUUUUUUAGAUGAGCUGCAAGUAGAGGGAAAUCAGUUGAUAGAAUUUGACAAGAUGCCUUGAUUUUCAAAUGAAUUAGAUGCACAGGUCCUCUGUUUCUUUGCACAAUUUGUUAAUUGUGCUAGUGAGGUGAAUUAUUCUUAACGAAAAUCAGGUCUAAACAAGUAGAAUCCACAUUUCACACUAUGUGUAAUUCAGCCACUCAGAUAUUUGGGUUUGAAGUGGUAUUGGUUUUAUUGUUGAGCCAUAAAUUAAAAUGAGAAUGUAAUUAGACAGUGUUCACUGACUUCAGUGCACUGUAGGAGAGCCAUUAUGUAAAAGGAAAAUGUGCAAUCAGUCUGAUAGCCUAUGUCAGAAGAUACAUACCUUUUUUGCCUAAGGUCUUCUGCAAAUGUGUGUAGAUAAUGUGACCAAACUGCAAGCAAACUGUUGUAAAUAGUUUUUCAUUUUGUGAAGUGAAGUGCUCAUAUUAAAAAGAGUUUUAUGAGAUUGCUCCCAGACAAAUAAAGCUUUUAACUAAAUUUUAACUUUUUUAUUUUUCAAGUAUUUUCUUCCUUACAGAAUAGGUGAUAUCUCAAUAAGCAGGUUUGUCAAAAAAAAAAAAAAAAAGCUGUUCUGGUUCUGUUUUGGUUUUCUGACAUUAUGUAAAGGUAUUGUACCUGAUAUGCUCAUUGUAAAAUUACUUAGAGUGUUCUCUUACUGUUUCUGAUUUAACAAUAAAAUGGACUGUAUGAUUGCAGAAGCUAAUAAAUUUGAAGGAAAAAAAAGAAAGCAAAAUCCUGUGGAAAUCAAAAUACAAGUUUUAUUUUGUUGGCGGGGAGAAAAGGCGAGACGGUGAUAUCUGUUGAAAAGCAUUGUUUUAAUUAGAAGUCUUGCAAGACAUGCAUUUCUUCUCCAAGUAAACAGUUGUAGGAAGAGAGGGAAUGGCCUCAAGGUGCACCAGGGGACGUUCAGACUAGAUAUUAGGAAAAAUUUAUUCACCGAAAGGGUUAUCAGGCCCUGGAACAGGGUGCCCAGGGAGGUGGUUGAGUCACCAUCCCUGGUGUUGUUUAAAAGGUGAGUAGAUGAGGUGCUCAGAGAUAGGAUUUAGUAGUGAUCAGGUACAGUUGGACUUGAUGAUCUCAAAGGUCUUUUCGAGCCAAGCGAUUCUAUGAUUAUAUGAUACACUGAUUUUUAUUUUCUUAACCAAUAAAAGAUGCUGUCCUCCCUUCAGAAUGUGAUGAACAUUUACACAUCUAUAACAUCCUGUAAAAGUCAAUGAAACUCUGGCCAAGAACAUUGGUGUACUUGCACUUCAUCGUAAUUAUUAGGGACUUAUAUUUAUUUUCUAGUCGUAAUAAAAGGGGGAGAGGUGAAAACAAUUUGCAUAGUAAAUGUUAGAUCUUGAGACUGCACUUUUAAAUGUCAAACUGCAUGGAUUAGGAGCAGUUUUAGAAGGUGAUAAGUUCUUUCAGAUGCUAGCGACAGAUUGUGUGCCUCAGUAUUAUGAUUUUGCCAGGAGUGAGUUCUGUUCUGUGUUGUACAAAAUUAAACAUUUAACCUGUGAUAAACACCUGCAAGUGUUGCUUUUUAGACGGUCCUUCUCUAUGUUGUCAGCUGGUAGUCUUCCAAUUGCACCUGAAGUUGAUGGGAAGCGACGUGAAAUUCACUGUUGGUAACUCUAUUUCAAGCCAGUAAGAAAUUCAUCUUCCAGGGCUAAAUCUAUUGGAUCUAAAUCUGGGGCCUUUGAGCAGCCUGGUCUAGUGGGAGGUGUCCCUGCCCAUGGCAGGGGGGUGGGAAUUAGAUGAUCUUUGAGGUCACUUCCAACCCAAAUCAUUCUGUGAUUCUACGAUUCUAAAUCUAAUUUGUCUACAGCAGAAAAAGAUCUUGUUACAUCAAGAUUCAGCUGGGCCAUAAAUAUGCAUAGUCAGUUUCACUUUUUCAGAAAGCCCAAAACCUAGGCUGCUGGAAUUUCACCUACCGACUUUUAGUCCUAAUUGAAAAGUAUAGACUGGGGAGAAAUGUUGGUACAGUUAGUGUUGUUCUUCAAAGAGACCUAAAAGCCAGAAAAGCUCUGUUUUUAGUCCUGGCCCACCACUGUUUGCAUGGCAUUUACAGAAAGACAUAGUUUAUAUCACAAAUUAUGCAUUUUUGUAGAGUCUCUACAACUGGGCUAUCAGAAUUGAUGGCUUGAAUAUUCUUAGCGUUUCUAUAUUACUGUUUGGCAUAUUACAACCUUGAGAGAGGUGAGGGGACACUGAA
Messenger RNA from Cuculus canorus (common cuckoo), 6375 nucleotides. RefSeq names its product phospholipase C like 2 (gene PLCL2). Gene Ontology annotation, biological process: lipid metabolic process; intracellular signal transduction; regulation of synaptic transmission, GABAergic. The transcript has 7 exons. The record is from RefSeq and is a predicted model, not a curated record. Bases 490 to 3843 code for a protein of 1117 amino acids. Gene Ontology annotation, molecular function: inositol 1,4,5 trisphosphate binding; GABA receptor binding; phosphatidylinositol-4,5-bisphosphate phospholipase C activity. Lineage: Eukaryota; Metazoa; Chordata; Aves; Cuculiformes; Cuculidae.